This is a messenger RNA of Haemorhous mexicanus (house finch), 6645 nucleotides long. RefSeq names its product signal induced proliferation associated 1 like 2 (gene SIPA1L2). Gene Ontology annotation, biological process: activation of GTPase activity; regulation of small GTPase mediated signal transduction. Bases 453 to 5552 code for a protein of 1699 amino acids. The record is from RefSeq and is a predicted model, not a curated record. Gene Ontology annotation, molecular function: GTPase activator activity; protein binding. Gene Ontology annotation, cellular component: cytoplasm. The transcript has 22 exons. Lineage: Eukaryota; Metazoa; Chordata; Aves; Passeriformes; Fringillidae.
GCUCCGGGUCGCCGCGGGUGGCGGGUCCCGCGGGAGGGGAGCGGAGCGCAGCGGAGCCCGUGUGCGCGGGGGGCAUGGGGGUCCCGCGGCCGGAGCAGCCGGAGCGCGGGCAACAGCGGCGGCCGCGGCAGCACCAGGUACCUCCAUUUUGUUGAUAUUAGAAAAAGAGUGACUGAAGUUGGCAUACUUUGUGAACCCUUCUAGCCAAAGAUUUAAGAAAUUUGUCUGGAUUAAUACUGAACUGAAUGCUUCUGAACUGAAGGAAAUGUUUUGAGAUUGCUCUCCUGAUUGAAAUUGUACAAAAAUGGUACACUGAGGUCCCUGCCUGCACCUGUGGGAAGACUGUAACAGUAUUUUUAUAUCACAGUUUAUUGGCCCAUAAAAGACAAUGUAAUAACAAAUGUAACAGUAAAUUUAUGCAAUAGUAGUGGUUCCCCUCCCACUGACUGGACAUGAGUGAUCAAAGGUCUUUGCAAGAAGAUAAGCACAAGGUUAGCAGAACUUCCUCCAAGUUUAGGGAGUCUUCAAGAAGCAUGCAAUCUGACGAUUAUUUCGCUAGAAAACUUAAAGCCUUGAACAGUAGCAUGGGUCCUCCUGUUUCUUCAAAUGCCUCUAGCAAAGCUGAAAAUAAUCAAACAAAUGGUACACCAGCCGUGCCUAAAAUGGGUGUUCGAGCAAGGGUAUCUGAAUGGCCUCCCAAAAAGGAUUGCUCUAAGGAGCUGAGUAAAGCUGCUUGGGAAAACAGACCUCCAGCCAGUUAUGAAGGUGUUGGCUCAGUACUUCCAAAUGGACAAAACGACCAAAGUGAUGAACAGCAAGAAGAGCUAGAACUGGAAUUUACAGAGGGAAAAUAUUCAAUUGGAGAUCUUUUUGUUCAUUCACCUCAAAGGGGUCUUCAUCCCAUAAGGCAAAGAAGCAACAGUGAUGUGACAAUAAGUGAUAUUGAUGCUGAAGAUGUGUUAGACCAAAAUGCUGUUAACCCAAAUACUGGAGCAGCUCUUCACAGAGAAUAUGGCAGUACUUCUUCAAUUGAUAGACAAGGCUUGUCUGGAGAAAAUUUUUUUGCAAUGCUGAGAGGAUACAGAGUGGAAAAUUUUGAACAUAAAACCCUUGCUCCUUUUGGAUUUUCUGAGUUUUUCCACUGUGAUCCUACGGUUUCUCCGAGUCUACAUGCUGCUGCACAGAUUUCCAGGGGAGAAUUUGUCAGGAUUUCUGGGUUGGAUUAUAUGGAUAGUGCCCUACUUAUUGGUCGAGACAGGGAGAAAUCUUUCAAGAGGAGACUUAAAUCAGAAGCAGUUGAAACAUCUUUGUUUAGAAAAUUGCGAACAGUUAAAAGUGAGCACGAAACGUUUAAGUUUUCAUCGGACCUGGAUGAUAGACUUGACAGAAAUGUUCGUUCUUGGAACUGCCAGAAAUGUUUUGCACAUUAUGAUGUUCAGAGCGUUUUGUUUAACAUAAAUGAAGCAAUGGCUACCAGAGUAAAUGUAGGAAAAAGAAAAAAUAUCACCACUGGGGCCUCAGCUGCAUCACAAACUCAGAUGCCAGCGGGCCAGACUGGAAACUGUGAAUCUCCUUUGGGAAGCAAAGAGGACCUCAACUCAAAAGAGAAUUUAGAUGCUGAUGAGGGCGAUGGGAAAAGCAAUGAUUUAGUAUUGAGUUGCCCUUACUUCAGGAAUGAAACUGGUGGGGAAGGAGAUAGACGGAUUGCACUUUCUAGGGCAAAUUCAGCAUCUUUUUCUUCAGGUGAAAGUUGUUCUUUUGAGUCCUCUCUGAGUUCCCAUUGCACAAAUGCUGGUGUUUCAGUUCUGGAAGUACCAAGGGAAAACCAGUCCAUUCACAGAGAGAAAGUGAAGCGUUACAUCAUAGAACACAUUGAUCUUGGAGCAUAUUAUUACCGCAAGUUCUUCUAUGGAAAAGAGCAUCAGAACUACUUUGGAAUAGAUGAAAAUCUUGGACCUGUAGCAGUCAGCAUCCGGAGGGAAAAGGUUGAAGAUGCUAAGGAGAAAGAAGGAUCUCAGUUCAACUAUCGUAUAGUUUUCAGGACAAGUGAGCUUACUACACUUAGAGGAGCAAUUUUAGAAGAUGCUAUACCAUCCACUGCUCGUCAUGGCACAGCAAGAGGUCUGCCUCUCAAAGAGGUGCUGGAGUAUGUAAUACCAGAGCUGGGCAUACAGUGCCUUAGACAGGCUUCCAGCUCACCCAAAGUACCUGAGCAGCUGCUUAAACUGGAUGAACAAGGGCUGAGUUUUCAACAUAAGAUUGGUAUCCUUUACUGCAAAGCAGGCCAAAGCACAGAAGAAGAAAUGUAUAACAAUGAGAUGGCAGGACCAGCUUUUGAAGAGUUCCUUGAUCUACUGGGCCAGAGAGUACGGCUAAAAGGAUUCAGUAAAUACAGGGCUCAGCUAGAUAAUAAAACUGAUUCAACAGGAACUCAUUCUCUCUAUACUACCUAUAAAGAUUAUGAAUUAAUGUUUCAUGUAUCAACAAUGCUUCCGUACAUGCCCAGUAACAGGCAACAGCUGCUAAGGAAAAGGCAUAUAGGAAAUGACAUAGUUACCAUUGUCUUCCAAGAGCCAGGAGCACUUCCUUUUACUCCAAAAAAUAUUCGUUCCCACUUUCAACAUGUAUUUGUCAUUGUCAAAGUGCAUAAUCCAUGCACUGAAAAUGUGUGUUACAGUGUUGGUGUUUCACGAUCAAAAGAUGUUCCCUCAUUUGGUCCACCCAUUCCCAAAGGAGUAACUUUCCCCAAGUCUGCAGUCUUUAGGGACUUCCUUUUAGCCAAAGUUAUUAAUGCUGAAAAUGCAGCACAUAAAUCGGAAAAAUUUCGAGCCAUGGCCACAAGGACACGUCAAGAAUACUUGAAAGAUCUGGCAGAAAACUUUGUUACCACAGCUACAGUGGAUACUUCAGCCAAGUUCAGCUUUAUUACUUUAGGGGCAAAAAAGAAGGAAAAAGUGAAACCAAGGAAAGAUGCACAUCUAUUCAGCGUUGGAGCGAUUAUGUGGAAUGUGAUUGCCCGAGAUUUUGGCCAGUCUGCUGACAUUGAAUGUCUCCUCGGAAUCUCCAAUGAGUUUAUCAUGUUGAUUGAAAAGGAAUCAAAAAAUGUUGUGUUUAACUGCUCCUGUAGAGAUGUUAUUGGAUGGACAUCUGGAUUAAUGAGCAUCAAAAUAUUUUAUGAAAGAGGAGAAUGUAUUCUUCUGUCUGCAGCAGAUAAUUGUACUGAAGACAUCAGAGAAAUUGUUCAAAGACUUGAAAUAGUGACCAGAGGAUGCGAAACCACGGAAAUGACCCUGCGGAGAAAUGGGCUGGGCCAGCUGGGAUUCCACGUGAACUUUGAAGGGAUAGUGGCAGACGUGGAGCCCUUUGGAUUUGCAUGGAAAGCAGGCCUACGGCAGGGGAGCCGCCUGGUCGAGAUCUGUAAAGUGGCUGUGGCAACUCUGACCCACGAACAAAUGAUCGACCUCUUGCGCACAUCGGUGACAGUAAAAGUGGUCAUUAUUCAACCACACGAGGAUGGAGCGCCCAGAAGGGGUUGUUCAGAACUUUGUCGUAUACCCAUGGUGGAAUACAAACUUGACAGUGAAGGCACCCCAUGUGAGUAUAAAACCCCUUUCAGAAGGAAUACCACUUGGCAUCGGGUGCCGACUCCCGCUGGGCAGCCUCUCUCUCGUGCCUCUCCAAUCCUAGGAACAUCUGACAGACUGCAGUGCCAGCAGCUUCUCCAGCAGGCUCAGACAGCCAUUCCUCGUAGCACUUCCUUUGAUAGAAAACUGCCAGAUGGUGCAAGAAGUUCUCCAAGCAACCAGUCCUCAUCCAGUGACCCAGGACCCAGCGGGAGCAGCCACUGGAGACAGCAAGUGGGAUAUGACGGAUGCCAGUCCCCUUUACUCCAUGAACAUCACCAAGGUUCAGUCUCACUGGAGUGUGAAGGAGGGAGAGAACGAGAGGAAACUUUGGAAGGAAGUAGACAUUCUGAAGCCAAGUGGCAUGCACCAUCAACCAAAGUCCUGAGCUCCUACAAAGAGCGAGCUUUACAGAAAGAAGGCAGUGGCAAGGAAUCACCAAACAAGCUCUCACAUAUUGGGGACAAAAGCUGUUCCAGCCACUCCAGCAGCAACACCUUAUCCAGCAAUACAUCCAGCAACAGUGAUGAGAAGCACUUUGGUUCUGGAGACCUGAUGGAUCCCGAGCUGCUUGGAUUAACGUACAUAAAGGGGGCUUCCACGGACAGCGGGAUCGAUACGGCGCCCUGCAUGCCGGCUCCCUUGCUGGCCCCGCUGCACCUGGCCGGCAGCAGGUCUGCAAUGCACUGCCACACGGAGCAGUGGCCGGAGCCUUCGGAGCCUCCCGGGCCCGACGAGGAUCCAGCUAAGAUCUAUGCUGUCCAUAGCUAUGCCUCUGCUAUCUCUGCCAGUCACACGGCUGAGGGCAGCAUGGGAGACCUGAGUGAAAUCUCCUCUCAUUCCAGUGGGUCACAUCAUUCAGGAAGCCCAUCAACACACUGCUCUAAAAAGAGCGGCUCCCUAGAUACCUCCAAAGUUUAUAUAGUGUCGCAGAAUAGUAGUCAACAGAUGUCUGGGUCGAUUUCAAAACCCUACCACAGACAAGGAGCAGUGAGUAAAUAUGUCAUAGGAUGGAAAAAAUCGGAAGGAAGUCCUACACCUGAAGAAUCUGAAGUUUCAGAAUGUCAUGAAGUGUAUGAUGAUAUUGAUGCUGUGUCUGCAUCGAGUCCACUCCAAACUUCUGUCCGAAAUGCUAUAGUUGAAAGCCAGCAAGUCUUGUCCAAAGAAGAUUUUCUGAAGUUGAUGCUGCCAGACAGCCUCUCUGUGGAGGAGGGGAGAAGAAAGUUUUCAUGUUAUGGAAACCUUUCCCCACGGAGGACGCUUUACCGCACCCUCUCUGAUGAAAGCAUAUGUAGCAAUCGAAGGGGAUCUUCCUAUGCCAGCUCUCGAAGCUCAAUGAUAGAGCAGGCCUUGCCAAAUGACAUCUUGUUCAGCACUACUCCACCAUACCACAGCACAUUGCCUCCCAGAAUGAGCCUGACUCCUGGAAUGGGAAAUCUGAGAAAUGAAUUCUGGUUCUCAGAUGGGUCCUUAUCUGAUAAAGCCAAAUUCAAUGAUCCUGGCCUGAUGCCCCUGCCAGACACUGCCACAGGGCUAGACUGGUCUCACCUGGUAGAUGCUGCACGAGCGUUUGAAGACCAGAGAGUAGCAUCUUUUUGCACCUUGAAUGAUAUGCAGCAAGCUCAGGGCUUGGAAGGAGCGCAGGAGUUACCUUUGGAUGAGAGUCCCCCAGAUGGAAAAGAUUUUCUUGAGGAUGCGGGGGAACAUGCUCCAAGUACUCUGACUGGAAAAGUAAACCAGCUGGAAGUCAUCCUCCGGCAGCUACAAACUGACCUGAGAAAGGAAAAACAGGACAAGGCAGUUCUCCAAGCAGAGGUGCAGCACCUGAGACAAGAUAACAUGAGACUUCAGGAAGAGUCUCAAACAGCAGCUGCUCAACUGAGGAAAUUUACAGAAUGGUUUUUUAAUACGAUAGACAAAAAAUCCUAAUGGCUGGGGCCCUGCAAAAUACUUGUUUGAACAACGUAACAGCUGUAUCUUUGAAUUAGCGGGGUAAUAAUUUCACUGUGUUCACAAUCCAUUUUAGGUGUUUCUGCUACAUUUUCUGUCCAGCUUUAUUCAUCUGAAAAGGAGAGAGAGCUGUGGCAACCCGUCUUUAAAUUCAUAUGAAGAAAGCAGAGAAUAGCAGAUACUUGUUUGUGUGCAGAUGAAUGUAAAAAAUCCUUAGUGUCAUUUUAGACAUUUUUAGAAGUUGCUCUGGCUGGGGCUUGCCUGAAGAGGAAUAUUUGGGGUUUUAGUUCCUGCAUUUCAGGUGUGCUGGUGAAGAUGUUAAAGCAAUUUAAAUUAGCUUGGGCUUCAGUAUUGUAAGAUAAAAAGAAUAACCAGACAUAUACUUUAAUGUUUAAAAGGUGCUCUAUUUUUUUGUAUGUACAGUAGUUUUAUUUCCACAGUCCACAUUGUCAUAGCAAUAAGAAUGGAGGUAUAGUGAAUAGUCACAGAGCUGUGUUUAUAAAAUGUUAGCACUGACGUGUUUAACACUAGUUUGGAUGCAGAUACAUUAGAGAUUAUUUAUUUGCAGGAACAAAUGGUGCCUGAAUAUAAACAGUGUUCUGAUUUUCUAAAGAUACACAUGCCUUGUAAAUGGCUCACUGGGGUUAGCCCACUCCCAACUUCAGUUACUUUUGUAUAGUUGAUGUUCAGCUAAACAGCUACACUGCUUAAUGAUUGAAAUCAUGUAUGCUGUGAGCCAGCCAAUCAGUUGUACAAUGCCAAAUUUGUUUAUCUUUGUACAGAAGCUUUGAUCAAGUGUCUUGUAUUUAACACCUUUAUUUAAGCUUAUUUAACCUUAAAUUGUUGUUUUUAUAAAGUUUGUUUUAUCUGCACUAUGGUGAGGUCAGUUGGUUGCAAGUUGUAAUAUUUUGAGCUUGCCAAGACUGUACGGAGGAGUUCUAGAAAAUUCUAACAAUUGGAUGCUGCUAGUACACAAUUGAUUUGUUUGUAUGCUUUAACAUUUUUAACUGUUUAAUUUGAAAUGAACAUACAUCCUGCUUUUUUAAUAAAUGUUAAAAAUCUAAACCUGAAA